Drosophila mauritiana is the source of this 1707-nucleotide messenger RNA. RefSeq names its product polyadenylate-binding protein-interacting protein 2 (gene Paip2). The record is from RefSeq and is a predicted model, not a curated record. Gene Ontology annotation, biological process: negative regulation of translational initiation. Gene Ontology annotation, molecular function: mRNA regulatory element binding translation repressor activity. Gene Ontology annotation, cellular component: cytoplasm. NCBI's taxonomy places the organism in Eukaryota, Metazoa, Arthropoda, Insecta, Diptera, Drosophilidae. The transcript is spliced from 4 exons. Bases 327 to 701 code for a protein of 124 amino acids.
UUUUUUCAAUUCGUUUGCUUGACGUUCACUGACGUGAUUCCGCACACAGCACAUAGUCGAAUACGUUUCGCAAUAGAAAUAUCAAAAUUCUCCGUGUGGACUCAAUCUGGAUUGGAUGAAACACUAAAUUGCCAGUGUUUUCCCCUAGAUUUUCUAGCGACGCAAAAUUCUCAGUGCAACCCAAAAAAAAAGAAAGGAUAGUCUUCAACAACAAAAUCAACCAACCGACCAUCAUCGAUAAAAACAACAACAAGUCUCCCGGAGGAAGUGGCUCCAAAAUAUCCAGUGCAACAGCAGACGAUCUUCUCGGCAGGAUUGAGACCAAUAUGUUGUUAAAAGUGCCAUCUGUGGACUGGACGGAUCAAAUAAUUUACGUAGUGGACGACGACGAGUCGCUGUCAGACAUCGACGAUGAGCCAGAUUUUUCCGAAUACAUGUGGAUGGAAAACGAGGAGGAGUUCGACAAGAACGAACUGCAACGGCUGGAGGAGGAAGAGAUUAUGCAGGAGUGUUUUGAAGCCAUGAUAGAAGACGAGCUGGAGGAGCAGAUCAACGAAUGGGAGAAGGCCAAGACGGACGAGCAGAACACGGCACUUUCCGCACUUCCUAAGAGCCAGUGUGAUGUUGAAAAGUCUGUUCUAAAUCCAAUGGCUGAUGAGUUUGUUCCGCGUUGUCAUGUUAUAGAUUUCCCUGCCUCAUAAAGCCAGCCCAUACCUCCUGCCCGCCACAAAAUCACAAACCACCCCGAACCCGUACCACGUGGACCUCAUACGCGAAAAACCUUAGAUAAACUGAAGAUCCUUUGCUAAGACUCGACUAACAGAUUCCACUAAUGAGAUUGAGAUUGAUAUUCUGACCAAGUUGAGCCUGAUGGAGCAUUCGGAGCAGUGGCUCAGGAAUAUCUUAUUUCAAGAUACCAAAAUGCUGGAAAAAAAUCUAAAGAUACCAACAAACUCCAAUUGCAGGCGAACGAAAUGCAAACGAAUCAUAUUUUUAAAAAAAAAAAACGUUAUAAAAAAACAAAUGAACCACUGCAAAAAUACAAAAAAUAUGUUUAAAAGAAAAACCAACAAUGAAACAAAAACACAACUAAUACUAAGAACAGACAAAUAACAAAUUAACAACUAUGCCACGUACAUUAGAGUACAUUGAAAUUAGAGUUAAAACCGAAUUGUUUGCCGUCAAAUUCGGAGCCCCAGAAAUUCCGAACCCAAAAUGUUAUCGAGAAACGCAGACGCAGGCGCUUGCUGAAGCUAGUGAAAACUUUGGUAUUAACGUACAAAACGAAAACAAAUGACUUUUUACAAGCAACUAAAUCUAAACUACAACUAAACUAUGCCAAUUUCCAGCUAAAGCAACUGUAAGCAACAAACAAGACUCGAUUGUGUUAGAAACAAACAAAGAAACGAACAGAAUUUGUAGCCGUCAUGUCGUUAAAUUGAAAUUCUAUUCAAAGACUUUAAUCGUAGUUUAAAUUGUAAUUAAUUUAACGUCCCGCCCACUGUCUAAACUCGUUUUAAGUUGAUCAUCUUGUGAAAUAUACGUGUUUACUAUUUUUUUAAAAUAAUCCUUCACCAUUGUUAACUCGUUGUACGUUCUUACGCCCAAGUAACAAGAAGCGCUUGUUAACCUUCCCUUCUGACUCUCGCAAUAUUUGUAAUUUACCUACCAAUGUAAUCUAGUGAACUAAACGAAUUGAGAUACUAA